This is a messenger RNA of Fomitiporia mediterranea MF3/22, 2025 nucleotides long. Its product is annotated as cytochrome P450. The record is from RefSeq and is a predicted model, not a curated record. The transcript is spliced from 15 exons. Gene Ontology annotation, molecular function: iron ion binding; oxidoreductase activity, acting on paired donors, with incorporation or reduction of molecular oxygen; heme binding. NCBI's taxonomy places the organism in Eukaryota, Fungi, Basidiomycota, Agaricomycetes, Hymenochaetales, Hymenochaetaceae. Bases 406 to 1941 code for a protein of 511 amino acids.
AUUCGGGAGGGCAGCUUUACGAGAGCCCGAAUAUGUGCUGACGCUUCCAUGCAAUGUGUUUACCAACUGCGAUUCCCUGAUAAGCCGGCGGAAUGUGACGUGUUUAUGCGGAUGCAUUGAUAUCACGUAAAUGGAUCGCGGAACGAGCUGCGAGUUUAUAGAGAUGGCUCUGUCCUAUACAUUGUGUUGGCUUAUUAGUCAAGGUCUCGUAAUGCCCGGAGCUCCUGUCGAGAUGCACCGGCAUGCGGAGAGGACUUGCUUCUGGAGACAGUCAGAAAUAGCUCCUCCAAUAGAAAGGCAAUUCGAUUCUCAUACCGCAGCCGCUCUAACUCAAAGUACAGCCAGUUAACGAUUUAAAGGGUUGCCGUCUCCUUCUGCUUCGAAAACGGUAGCCAUCCACUGGAUAUGCCCUAUCACGCACUUGACGCUGUUGCUGUUGCUUGCAUUCUGACCUGUCUAUGGCAGUUCCGCUCAUGGCGAAAGAACCACGACAGGCCUCCUCUCCCUCCAGGGCCUAAGGGACUUCCUCUCAUCGGGAACACGCUUGAUAUGCCUGAAGCGGAAGAAUGGGAGGCGGCACGGAAGUGGGGAGAGAAAUAUGGCCCUGUUGUCCACGUCAAGAAUCUUGGAACGUCAUACAUUUUUGUCAACUCAUAUCAGGCGGCCGUCGACCUGUUUGAGAAGCGUGGGUCUAUCUACUCUUGUCGCCCAAAACUCGCUAUGUGGGAACUAGAGAGUUGGGAUUGGUUUGUCCCAGUAAUGCCUUACGGAGACGAACUACGACGGGCAAGGCAGCUGAUGUACCGUUUCUUCCAACCCGCUGCGGUCGUUGACUACACGGAGACGCAGACCCAAGCUGCGCACAAGAUGCUUCAAAGCCUACUCACUUCUCCUGACAAGUUUCCAGAACUAGUCAAGCAUGCGGCUGGAGAGACCAUUUUAAAAAUGUCUUACGGCUAUCAAGUCGCAGAGAGGGAUGACCCAUAUGUUGCCCUCGGGAACAGGGGAUUAGACGCUUUCACUGAGGCGGAGGGCUUCUUUCUUGUGAAUGCCUUCCCUUGGUUGAAGUAUCUACCUGACUGGUUCCCUGGAGCUCGAUUCAAGGAAAUCGCAAAGGAAGGCCUUAAGAGCUCGCUCGGCGUAUAUUAUGACCAGUACAAGCUAGCCAAGAAAAAAUAUGCGGAAGGGUCGGUUGUUCCUUCGAUGUCCAGCAGAUUGAUAGAAGCAAGCAUGACACAUGACGCGGUCAUAAAUGACGAAAUGUUAAUUGCGAAAGUUACGGGCACAUCGUACGGUGCCGGAGCUGACACUACUGUCUCGGCUCUUCACUCGUUCUUCCUUGCUAUGGUACUUUAUCCAGAAGUUCAGCAACGUGCUCAAGAGGAGCUUGAUAAAGUGGUAGGAAAGGAUACGUUACCAUCAUUCGAUGAUCGACCGAACCUGCCGUACCUCAAUGCUGUCAUCAAGGAAACUUAUCGCUGGCAGAUCGUUGCACCACUCGCGGUUGCACAUACUGUGACAGAAGACGACGUAUACGAAGGAUACUUCAUCCCCGCCGGAGCGGUUGUUCUUCCGAACCUUUGGGCAAUGAUGAAGGACCCUGCGACAUAUCCUAACCCAGACGUGUUUAUUCCUGAACGCUGGUUACCAGAGGAUGGAAAGGAGCCGCCUCUGGAUGUACACAAAAUUGUUUUUGGCAUUGGCCGGCGAAUCUGCCCAGGACGGCACUUUGCAGAUAAUGCUGUCUUCAUAGGUGCAGCGUCCCUUCUUGCAGCGUUCAACAUCUCCAAAGCACUCGACACAGAUAGUGUUCCGAUUAUUCCGGAUCAGAAAUACUACACACACUUCGUAAGACACCCCAAGCCGUUCAAAUACUCCUUAACGGCUCGAUCAGACAAGAUUGCCUCCGUUGUUCACCAGGCAGUCGAGGCGGCGAAGUAGGUAUCACGAAGAACCUCUUCUGCGAAGUAAGAUUCGAUAGAUAGGAUAAACUGUACUUCAAGAUAAAUAAGUUCCUUGUUCUCA